GUGACAGCGCAAUAGGCCUUGGCAGAUGAGACCACCCAGCGAAAGAGGGCGGGAAUCCCUUGCUGUAACCAUGGCAACGUGGUGGGGCGGGGCACCGACCCAAUCCGACCCUGUGAUUGGUGUUAGUACCGGAAGCGGAAAUAACGCAAAGCUGGCGCCAAAAUAGAAUGGCUGAGGUAUAUGAAUUGGCCUGGCACAGCAGGUGCUAAGGUCUAACAAAACAUUUGGGUAAAUAUUUAUAGGGAUUAAAUGAGUAGAAGUGACCAAGGCUUCCACAAGUAAUGGCCAUGUCAUAAGAAAACCAGUUACUAAAUGUUCCUGUAUGACAACUUUCCUGUCCAUGUCACAUGGUAACAUGAGUAACGAAUUAAGAGGUAAAGGGUCUGGACGAGGAAGAGGUGGCUUUCAAGGCUGGAGAGGAAGAUGGCGAGGAAGAGGAGAUGGAGGAAGAGACUGGAAAAGAAACACUGGAAAGCCUGAGUCUGCACAACCUCGAUUAAUUCAGUCAACACUGGACCAGAUUACUCCAUAUAAAGGCUGGAAGCUUUAUUUCUCUGAAGCUUAUGAUGGCAGCUCUCCUUUUGUCCAGAAGAUUCAAGCAUUUGAAAAGUUUUUUACACGUCACAUUGAACUUUAUGAUAAGGAUGAAAUAGAAAGAAAAGGGAGUACUCUUGUGGAUUACAAAGAGCUGAUACAAGAUAAAGAGUUAAUUGAAUUGAUACCAAGUAUAUCUACUGAUUUAAGGGAUAUGCCUCAGAAAAUACUGGACUGCAUGGGUUUGGCAAUACAUCAGGUAUUAACUAAGGACCUGGAAAGGUAUGCAGCUGAACUACAGGAACAAGAAGGAUUACCUAUUGAUGAAGAACCUAUAAUAAAUGUGCCACAUAUUCAUGCACGGGUGUACAACUAUGACCCAUUGACUCAACUGAAGAAUGUUCGGGCUAAUUGUUAUGGGAAGUAUGUUGCCUUGCGUGGCACUGUCGUGCGUGUCGGCAACAUUAAACCCCUAUGCACCAAGAUGGCCUUUAUAUGCAGCACAUGUGGGUAUAUUCAGAGUUUUCCUCUGCCUGAUGGAAAAUAUUCCCUUCCCACAAAGUGUCCUCUGCCUGAGUGCCAUGGACGAUCGUUCACUGCAGAUAGAAGCUCUCCUUUAACAAUUACGGUGGACUGGCAGUCUAUUAAGGUUCAGGAACUCAUGUCGGAUGAUCAGCGAGAAGCAGGUCGAAUUCCUCGCACAAUAGAAUGUGAGCUGAUUCAGGAUCUUGUAGACAGUUGUGUCCCAGGAGAUAUGGUCACGAUUACAGGAAUUGUUAAGGUGUCAAACACCGAAGAAGGAGCAUCUAGAAACAAGAAUGACAAAUGUAUGUUCCUGUUGUACAUUGAGGCAAACUCUGUCAGCAACGGUAAAGGACAAAAAGUCAUGAAUUCUGAAGAUGGGACUAAUCACCGAGUAUGCAUGGAGUUUUCACUUAAAGAUCUUUAUGCUGUUCAAGAGAUUCAAGCUGAGGAAAAUCUGUUCAAGCUAAUUGUCAACUCACUUUGUCCUACUAUCUAUGGCCAUGAGAUUGUAAAGGCAGGUUUGGCACUGGCAUUGUUUGGAGGAUGCCAAAAGUAUGUGGAUGACAAAAACAGAAUUCCAGUGCGAGGAGACCCGCAUCUUCUGGUGGUUGGAGAUCCUGGAUUGGGAAAGAGUCAAAUGUUGCAAGCAGUGUGCAAUAUUGCCCCUCGCGGUGUGUACGUUUGUGGCAAUACCAGCACCACCUCUGGCUUGACUGUGACUCUGUCUAGAGAUAGUACCUCUGGGGAUUUUGCUUUGGAAGCUGGUGCGUUGGUACUUGGAGAUCAAGGUAUUUGUGGAAUAGAUGAAUUCGAUAAGAUGGGAAGCCAACACCAAGCUUUGCUGGAAGCCAUGGAACAGCAAAGUAUCAGCCUUGCUAAGGCUGGCAUUGUUUGCAGCUUGCCAGCUAGGACAUCUAUCAUUGCUGCAGCAAAUCCAGUUGGGGGACAUUAUAACAAAGCCAAAACGGUCUCUGAGAAUUUAAAAAUGGGGAGUGCCUUAUUGUCCAGGUUUGACUUGGUAUUUAUCCUGCUGGACACUCCGAACGAAGAUCACGACCAUUUGCUUUCUGAGCAUGUGAUGGCAAUGAGAGCUGGAAAACAAGCAGUACACAGCAGCGCUGUAGUGACUCGCACCAACACACAGGAUUCAAACACCUCCAUUCUUGAAGCAGUCUCAGAUAAACCAUUAUCAGAAAAAUUAAAGGUCGUGCCUGGAGAAAAUUUUGAUGCCAUUCCACACCAGCUAUUGAGGAAGUAUGUUGGAUAUGCUCGGCAGUAUGUCCACCCAAAGUUAUCUCCAGAAGCUGCUCAGGUCCUCCAGGAAUUCUAUCUUGAGCUCCGGAAACAGAACCAAGGGGUGGACAGCACACCUAUCACCACAAGGCAAUUGGAGUCACUGAUUCGGCUUACAGAGGCACGAUCAAGACUGGAAUUAAGGGAAAAAUCAACCAAAGAAGAUGCCAAGGAUGUAAUUGAAAUAAUGAAAUACAGCAUGCUAGGAACUUACUCUGAUGAGUUUGGGAAACUGGACUUUGAGCGUUCACAGCAUGGUUCUGGGAUGAGCAAUAGGUCACAAGCAAAGAGAUUUGUUUCUGCACUCAACAAUAUUGCAGAAAGAACCUACAACAAUCUCUUUGCAUUUCAACAGCUUCGGCAGAUUGCAAAGGAGCUACAAAUAAAAGUAUCUGAUUUUGAAAGCUUUGUUGGCUCUCUAAAUGACCAGGGUUAUCUUUUGAAAAAAGGUCCAAGAGUUUAUCAGCUUCAAACUAUGUGAAAGAACCACCACAAUGGAAGCAAAUGUUCUUGAGGCACAGUAAUCAUAUCUGAAAUGGAAUAACUGGUGGACAUGGUGCCACAGGAGUCCAUUACCCUAUAACCUGCAGUCUACUAAGGAUAUUCCUAAAUGUUAUAGAUGUCCGAAGCUUCUAUUAGCUGAGACAUGACACUCCCAGAAGAACUGCCCUUUUAAAAGCAAUACUUUCAGGAAUGAGUGACACUACCAUAUUUACUUCCAGAAGUGUUAUCAGAGAAGAUGAUAUUUUGUGCUGCCAUUUGGAGGUACUGUAGUUCAAAUAAGAGUUAUUUGAGAUGAGGAUCUCCAUCAUCAAAGAUAAUAGCACGAGGAGAAUGUGUAUUUACAUUCAUCCUAUCAAAGGACAAUCACAGAUUUUACUUCUAGCUCAAAUAACUCAUGAUGCCUGAAUAAAUGAAUAGAAAUGUUACAGAAAGUAUUUUCUCAAACAGAAACGGUAAUAUUGAAAAGAUUUGAGAGGAACCCAGAUUUUAGCAGUGUAAUUAAAUCAAUUAAAUAGCUUCAGCACUAUUUUGAAAUGUUUUCAAGAAAUUGAUAGUUUUCAUGCUGAGGCUCCAUGCAAUGUAUAGUUUUAAGGAACAUGGUAUUUAAUUGAAAGAAAUUAAUUUGUUUAUUUGAAGUUUCACUUUUGCAGCUUACUAUUUAAUGAGCUGUAUACAGUACUUGAGCUUUUAUUUAAAAUGUUAAUCUGAAAAAAUCAAACUCUAGUUGUAUAUAUUAAAUAUUAUAGAAGUGAAAUAGAAUGUGUUUAUAUACAUCAUUUAAAAUCUAUUAACUUGUUGGUUGAAUCCCAAAUUUGUCUUUAAAUGACAUUAAAUACUUAAUAGCAUGGAAAUCUAAAGCAAUUUUGUCAUAAAUAUAAUGUACAUUUUGUGUAUUAAUUUAUAUUAUUCCUGAUGUAUGUUAAACUGACUUAAAUAAGGACAUCCAACAAAAGUGAGGCAGUGUGUAUAUAUAAGAUCUGCUGCUUUGAUGCCUGGUAAUCCAGUUUUUUCCUAAAGUAAUUCUCCCCAUAAUACAAAUGAAAGAUGGGGAACAUGUCUGAAAUGUUAUAUAUUGAGGUCACUACAAAGAUGAUGAUUUUAUCUGAAAGGUAAUAUGAAGGCUUUCUGUUUUAAGACUUUGUUUCUGAUCUUUUCCAUCUUUGUUUCUGUUCUGAGGCAGAUUAUUACUUAUUUAAGAGGAAGCAUUGGUUUUUAAACAAAUUCAAUAAACUUUCCUCAAUUUAUGUUUAAAGAAGAGUCCUGUUCCUCUGAAGUUUUGUGCCUUGAGAUGAAAUCCCAGAGUGUGAAAGAGAGAUUUAGGAUCCCCUCACGCUAACAGUUUAAAGCCCCAAUCCUGCAAAGGGAUCCAACCAAGCAGUUCCUUUACUAACAUGGGAAAUCAAUAGAAUUAUUUGUAGGUGUAAGGAUCUAUCCAUUAGGAACCCUUCUUAGGAUCAUGACCUAACAGCAAAAAGGCAAAUGAGGGGUAAUUUCAG
Messenger RNA from Mauremys mutica (yellowpond turtle), 4352 nucleotides. It is a transcript of the gene MCM8, whose product is annotated as minichromosome maintenance 8 homologous recombination repair factor. Gene Ontology annotation, biological process: double-strand break repair via homologous recombination. Gene Ontology annotation, cellular component: MCM complex; nucleus. The coding region runs from base 323 to 2833 and encodes 836 amino acids. NCBI's taxonomy places the organism in Eukaryota, Metazoa, Chordata, Testudines, Geoemydidae. The record is from RefSeq and is a predicted model, not a curated record. The transcript is spliced from 20 exons. Gene Ontology annotation, molecular function: ATP hydrolysis activity; single-stranded DNA helicase activity; ATP binding.